AUGAUGAUGAGAAUGAUGAAGGACCGAAGCCUUCAACCAGAUGCCGUGUGCAUCAACGCAGCUCUGUCAUCUCUGGGGGCUUCUGGGCAGUGGCACCUUGCAUUACAUGUUUUUGAUGAAGUUAAGCGAAUGGCACAGUUGGCUUUGAGCAGAGGAUCGCCUGCAGCACGUCUUCUUGAUGUGGGUGUGGUGAACACAGCCGCAAAUGCUUGUGAGAGGUCGUCUCAAUGGCGCACUGCACUCAAACUCUUUCACGAGCUUUGCUCCAGAUCCAUGGGUCUUGGAAUCAGACCAGACACAGUCACUUUCAACGUUGCCAUCUCCAGUUGGGGACAAGGUCUACACUGGAAGCAUGCCUUGAAGAUUCUGGCCCACAUGCGAUAUUGGGAGAAGAUGCCAGACGAAGUGACUUACUCCUCAGCCAUCAGUGCAUGUGAGCGAUCCCUCCAAUGGAUGCAUGCGCUGGCACUGCUCGACAUGAUGAGGUGCCAGGCGCUUCCCCCCAACCUCCUGUGCUAUGGUGCGGCGGUGGGCGCAGGUGAUUGGAGGUUUGCCUUCCAACUAUUGGAGGCGAUCAAGACAGAGCGGUUAGAGCCUACCACCAUUUGCUUCAAUGCGGCGAUUGCUGCUUGUGGGCGCAGCCACGAAUGGCAGCAAGCACUGAGGCUGAUAACACAGAUGCCGUUUGCUGCCCCUCCGAACAUGAUCACAUUCAACUCAACGAUCACCAGUUGCGAACGGGGCACUGCUUGGGAUAUUGCCUUGGCCCUUCUGGAGAAGGUUUGCAUCGAAGUGGCCAUGGGCGCUGCACCUAGCAGUUUCCUCAGUUUACAGCGAGAAAAGCCGGUGUGGGCCCUGUGUGACUUCAUGGGCCACCAUGCUGCGAGCGGCUUUGUGCCAGAUCCCAUGAUUUUGAGGCCGGCCGCGGUGAAGAAGCUUUGCGCUUCAUCCGUGAGGCUGCAGGUCUGGGGCCCUGCGAUGGCGAUCUUUGCAGUGCUCGCAGCGGUGGCCGUGACACCAUCAUGGCCUGUUUGGUUUUGGUACCAUCCAGCCGCCAUGUUACUAGGUUAUGUUGUCCUCAUGGGCAACGCAACCUUGGUGAAAAAGAUUGGUGGCCUGCGAGCAACCAAGAUCCAUGGCUACCUCAUGGGUGCUGCCAGCGUGGCAGCUGCCUUCGGUUGGUAUGUGAUCCAUUCCAACAAGGAGGCGAUGGGAAAGCCACAUAUUACAACCUGGCAUGGACUAUCAGGUUUGAUUUGCUUGCUUUCAACCUUCAGCAUGGCAGUUGCCGGAACGGGACUUCUCGACCCACACAUUGGCAUGAUGAAGACCUCCAAGACAGUUAGAUUCUUUCACCGGAAUGCUGGCAGAAUACUUAUUGGAUCGGCCUUUGCCUGCAGUGCAUUGGGCUGGUCCACGGUCCAGAAGCAAGCCUUGCUGCCGGUGGUUCUGUUCGCAUCGCCCCUGUUGAUGUUCAUGAAGGCUAGGUCUUACUUUGAGCAGUGCGGCUUGCGAGGGACCUGUACAAAGGGCGGAUGGUGA
This is a messenger RNA of Durusdinium trenchii, 1542 nucleotides long. The record is from the annotation of a GenBank genome assembly. NCBI's taxonomy places the organism in Eukaryota, Dinophyceae, Suessiales, Symbiodiniaceae.